AUGGCGACCACUACGAAGACGGGCGAGAAGAGCGGGGCGGUGAAGCGAUUCCGCAAGAAUGCCUACGCGCCCGUGGCCUCCAAGCUGUGGGCCAUCCACGGCCAGUACUACGAUCUCGCCAGCUUCAUCGAUUCCCACCCGGGCGGAUCGGAGAUGCUGCUCCUCGGCCGAGGGCGCGAUUGCACAGAGAUGUUCGAAUCGGUCCACGCCCUGUCGAAGCGUAACGUGCACGCCCUCCUGGCCAAGUACAAGGUGGAGACGCCCGAGGGAGCGCCCCCGCCCCCCGUCGAGCUCUUCGCCUGGCAGCCGGAUGGCUUCUACUCGGUCCUCUCGCAGCGGGUGCGCAAGCAUUUCGAGCAGACCGAUGGUAACUACAAGGCCACAACGGCCUACUGGUUCAAGGUGACCGCCUUCUUCGUGUCGUGGCUGGCCCUCAUCUCCUACGCCUACUCCAUCGGCUCUCUCUACGCGGGCCUCCUCGCCGGCUUCGUCAUGAACAUGAUCGGCUUCACAGUCAUGCACGACGGCUCGCACUACGGUAUUAGCAAGAACCCGUUGGUGAACAGAGUGCUGCACACGCUGUGGAGCGACUGGAACCUGUGGUCACACUUCCUCUGGCUGCGCCACCACACCUACGGCCACCACUCGUACACGGGCGUCUACAGGCGCGACCCCGAUCUCGUGAACGGCCAGGUCUUCUUCCGCAAGCACAGCGAGAGCCCGUUCCAGGCGCAGCACACGCAGCAGUGGUGGGUCACCUACGUGCUGCUGUGGUUCUUGCCCAACCAGCACGUCGGUCAGUCGCUCCUCUACCUCCGCGCGUGGAUCGUCAAGACUGUCUUCGGCGUGCCCCUCGAGCGCAUUUCGGCCAUCGACCUGCUGGCGAGCACGGCCAUCUACGUGCCCUCGCUCUACUUCCACCUCGUGCUGCCCUUCCAGCUCCUGCCCACGAGCGCCGCGUUGACCAUGAUGGCCCUUUACUGGAGCGGCCAGGGCCUCGGCUACGCGCUCAACAUCAUUCCCAACCACGACACCUACGAGACGCACUCGCUCGUGAGCGUCCCCUCGAACGGCCUGCGCGACUGGGGCGAGCAGCAGCUGCUCGGCAGCGGCAACCACACCACCGACGGCGGCCUGUGGAGCACCAUCGUGGCCACGCUCUGGGGCGGCAUGAACUUCCAGAUCGAGCACCACCUCUUCCCCUCCGUCUCGCAUGUGCAUUACCCGGCCAUCUCCAAGAUCGUCCGCGAGACGUGUGCCGAGUUCAACUUGCCCUACACCACCCACUCGUGGUUCCACGCCAUCCGCUCCUUCGGCAAGAUGCUCGUCGCCCUCUCUCUGCGCUCCUCCUACCGUCCCUCCGAUGCGCCGCCGCCCAAGCAGCGCAAGCAGGACUAA
Messenger RNA from Acanthamoeba castellanii str. Neff, 1398 nucleotides. Its product is annotated as fatty acid desaturase subfamily protein. NCBI's taxonomy places the organism in Eukaryota, Discosea, Longamoebia, Acanthamoebidae. Gene Ontology annotation, cellular component: membrane. Gene Ontology annotation, biological process: lipid metabolic process. The record is from RefSeq and is a predicted model, not a curated record. The transcript has 2 exons. Gene Ontology annotation, molecular function: oxidoreductase activity, acting on paired donors, with oxidation of a pair of donors resulting in the reduction of molecular oxygen to two molecules of water; heme binding. The coding region runs from base 1 to 1398 and encodes 465 amino acids.